AUGAGUUGGAUCCUCUCCAUCUGGGUGGCCGAGGCCCUGCUGGUUCUCUGUUGGGGGCAAAACUCUGUGUAUGAAGGAAAUAAUCUGUCCCCAUCUGGCUAUCAUCUAUGUGUCUAUAACGAGACAAAGACUGUGAGUUUCUUGGUGGUUCAGGAGGUCCCCUACACUGAGAGGAGGCCCUGUGGUGGCUGGCUCCUCUGGACCACAUGUCCAGUCACUCUUUACAAGAUGACCCAUCAAACUGAGUACAAGGCAGUAAAGGAGCAGGUGAUGAGAUGCUGCCAUGGCUACGUGCAAGUUGGUCCUUAUUGCACCUUAGCUGUAAACAGGAGUGAUGAGUUUGCUGCCAAGCCAGGAUCCUGUCCAGCCGCAGAUGGAACGUCUCCCAGAUCUGAGGGCUGCGAGUUUGACUUGGACUGUCCAGGCUGGCAGAAAUGCUGCCAGAGAUGCGGUCGCUUUCUCUGCAGUCAUCCUACAAGCUCAGAAAAUGAUUUUGGGAGCAGAGGAAGCCAGUGGAAUGCAACAGUGACGGUGAAAACUGACUUCCAGGAACUGAUGUCCAGGGACAGCGGGCUUCUGAAUCUCACCAGAGCGCUACAAGCCAUGGUAACUGGGGCUGUGCAGUCUGAAGUUUCCAUCUUUUACCUCCACUCGGGGCCGGUCCGUCCCUACAGAACUGCCGUCUCUCUGCUGAUAAGGAGCAGCUUCACUCUUUCAUUGAACAACAUCACAUCGAAGCUGAACCUCCUGCUCAGAUUCAUGCCUGAAGUGUCAGCUGUAACAGUACAAGAUGUGGAUGAGUGUGCUCACGCUGCUCUUCACCAGUGCUCCCCUCAGGCGCUCUGCAACAACACUUCAGGCUCCUACCAGUGUGUCUGUCACCGAGGACCUGUGGACGUCGACCACGACAGCCCUGGUGUCAACUGCACACGUGACUUUGAGGCAUCAGGCCCCCCGCUGACUGACCUACCUGCGAUAAACACAACCUCCCCCCCGAUGUUCAUCAGCACCGAGGAGCCUCCAGGCAGCGGCACCGCGGGUUUCUUCGUGUCUUCUGAGGCCGGCGUGACUGCGGCGCUGAUUAACACGAGUUCUGUCACGUCUGGUUUAUCGCACACGCCACAGGGAACGAGCUCAGCGCCGAACGCCAGCGUGAGCUCAGCUGCAGGCUCACCUCCAUCAGCGGCCACAAGUCCUCUUCCCACCAUCAGUAGACUCUGGUCUGAGAACGUGACUGGAACCUCCAUGUCUGUCUGCUGGUCGGGCCCCCUUCAGACAAACCAGACUUUCCAGGUGACUCUGACCAAGGUGUCAGAGGUCGUUCAUGUUUGGGACACCACGGGGACCACGGUGGAGAUGACGGGUCUGCAGCCUGGGGGGCUUUAUAAUGUUACUGUCACGCCUUGGUCGUGUGGGAGGCAGGGGCUUGCUCUUCAUAUGCUGGUCAGAACAGACGCUCAGACACUUGAUGCCACAACUCGUCUCACCAACAUCCAGUUUACUGCAGAUCUGAGGGACACCAGCAGCCAGGCCUACAAGAACCUCACAGAGAGCUUUUUACAGGAGAUCUAUAGGUCUCUGUCUCCAGAGGUCAAGGCUCUGGUGGAUUCAGGUCAAGUGAGGAUCGAGAUCAGAAGGUUUUCUUCAGGCAGCGUGAUCGUGGACUUAACUUUCAUCUUCAGCCAAAGUCAAAGCCAGGCUGUCAGUAACAUCUCCACAGCUCUGGUGCAGUCCCUGGCGAACAGCUCCAAAUACACAGUGGACACAAACACUACAAGCAUCAGUGAUUUUGAUGAAUGUGCUUCAGAAGAAAACGACUGUUCUCUGUGGGCGACGUGCACGAACACCUGGGCCUCCUACACAUGCGCCUGCUUCGAUGGAUUCGUAGACCACAACCCAGAAAGGCCUGGGCGAACCUGCCAAGCAAAUGUUACAGUGGAUCCAACACCAGUACCACCAGUGUUUUCCACACUUAGCACCACUCCCAACUCUCCGACAACAGCCUCAACCACUGAUCCCACCUCAACUUCUGUUCAAGCUGCCUCACCCACAUUAGCAGCACACAUAACCUCUUCAACCUUAAACAGUACAGUCCCAUCAACCACUGCACCCCCAGCAAACGCCACAGCUCAUGCAGACGCUGCUACUGCUCCAACAGUCCCCACAACCGCCUUGGUGCCGGGCGCCGUCUCAGUCCAGUGCAGAGUCGCUGCCAUCACCGUGACUCUCGCCAAAGCUUUCCUUCUGAGCUCCAACAUCCCGGAGGGUGCUCUGUACCUGGGCGAGCAGGGGUGCGUGGUCAACGGGGGCAAUGCCACCCAUGUUCAGCUGACUGUCGCCUGGGAUGAGUGUGCUACCAGGCUUGUGCAUAAUGACACCUCCUACACAGCAUGUGUGGUCCUGUACAGCUCCAUGGGUCCCUACGCGUCACCGGCUGGCUCUGUCGAGGUUCCCAGAAUCCAGCUGGAAGUCCCCAUCAUGUGCACCUAUUUGAAGAGCACGUUGAUCUCUGCAGACUUUGGCUCCAUGGGGUACGACGUCAUCAAAGACGUCAUCGCGGGUCAGGGGUCCUUCCAGGUGACGGUGCAGCUUAUGAGUGGGACGGCCCCCCUGCCCCACAACUUCUCCCUGUCCUCCACUCAGCCUCUGGUGGUGGAGGUCCGGCUCAACAGCAGCUCUGAGUUCAUUAAGGUCAUUGUGGACAAAUGUUGGGCCACUCCCACCCAGAACCCCACAGACACCAGCAGAUACAGCUUUCUGGAGAACAGGUGA
Nematolebias whitei (Rio pearlfish) is the source of this 2772-nucleotide messenger RNA. RefSeq names its product uromodulin-like 1 (gene umodl1). NCBI's taxonomy places the organism in Eukaryota, Metazoa, Chordata, Actinopteri, Cyprinodontiformes, Rivulidae. Gene Ontology annotation, cellular component: extracellular region. The transcript has 15 exons. The coding region runs from base 1 to 2772 and encodes 923 amino acids. The record is from RefSeq and is a predicted model, not a curated record. Gene Ontology annotation, molecular function: protein binding; calcium ion binding; peptidase inhibitor activity.